This is a messenger RNA of Periophthalmus magnuspinnatus, 2596 nucleotides long. It is a transcript of the gene tmem266, whose product is annotated as transmembrane protein 266. Gene Ontology annotation, cellular component: plasma membrane. The coding region runs from base 534 to 2030 and encodes 498 amino acids. NCBI's taxonomy places the organism in Eukaryota, Metazoa, Chordata, Actinopteri, Gobiiformes, Gobiidae. The transcript has 11 exons. Gene Ontology annotation, molecular function: voltage-gated channel activity. The record is from RefSeq and is a predicted model, not a curated record.
GAGGAAAAACGAAGGUGACUGUUUUCCUCAGUCGACGCAUUUAAUGGCAUUUGUUUGUGACAGUGUCUCCAGGGCGCGCGGACCAUCGCACGGAUCAUUUCUGUUUCUCUGGAUGUGUCUAGUUCAAGCUGCGGUCGUUUUAACCUCUGCCUGGCGCACGUCCGUUCAGCUCCUGGACAGCUCCUGUCUCCCUCCUGUCUCCCUCCUGUCUCCCUCCUGUCUCCCUCCUGUCUUCCUCCUGUCUCCCUCCUGUCUCCCUCUUGUCCUCGGAUGGAUUCCGUGAUAUUUGCACCGGGGGAGCAGCGCCAGCACAUUUUAUUCCGCUCUGGAGACUCGGUUUUGAGUCAGUGACAGCUGUGCGCUGUGCCUCAGCAUGGUCCGGAGGAGACGCUCAGGAGACGUGGAGAUUGUGAGACGAAGCCUGUAUCCCAGCAUCCUCCACGCGCUGCAUCCUGGUCUUCAUCGUGUAAUGAGACGGACGACUGCAGCAGGAGCACAAGAUCUGGUGUGAACAUCAGGAACAAGACCUCAUCAUGAGCAACAAGGUCCCCCCACAGCCCAGGGCCUCAGAUUUGGAAGUGAUUUCAGCUCAGGUGGAAGAUGAGCCACAGCGUCUGGCUCCUGUUCCUCUGGUCAGCUUUGCCUACAGAGACCUCCCUCUGGACAUGUCCCUCGCUGGAUCUCAGCUCAUCUCCAACCCAGACGAGGACGACAACCGAGACGGGUCAGACUGGCUGAAGCCGUGCUGUGGACACGGCGCCUCCUUGUGGCACGUCUGCCUCUUGUCCGCCGGGUUUAACUGUUUCCUGGUCCUGUGUGUGAUCGUGGUGGUGCUGCUGCUGACGCUGGAGCUGCUCAUAGACACCACACUACUGCAGUUUCAUAACGCCGUGCAGUUUGCCUGUGUCAUCCACUGGAUCAGUCUGGCUAUUCUUUCUGUUUUUUUCACUGAGACGGUGUUCCGGAUCGUGGUGCUGGGAAUCUGGGAUUACAUCGAGAACAAAGUGGAGGUGUUCGAUGGAGCCGUCAUCGUCCUGUCCCUCGCCCCCAUGGUCGCCUCCACGGUGGCGAACGGCCCCGGCAGCCCGUGGGACGCCAUCGGCCUCAUCGUGACGCUGCGCAUCUGGAGGGUCAAAAGGAUCAUCGACGCUUAUGUACUGCAGGUAAAAGUGGAGCUGGAGCUGGAGAUUCAGCAGUUUGAGAAGGCCAAAGCCAUUCGAGAGGAGCAACUGGAGCGGCUCACGCACAUCUGUCAGGAGCAGGCCUUUGAGAUUCGACAGCUGAGGGCCCAUCUGGCACAGCAGGACCUGGACCUGUCGGCCGAGCGAGAGGCGGCUCUGCAGAUGCAUCGUCUGUGGGGAAAACGCAACAGCAGCUUCCAAGAGGUGGACGAGCCGAGGGGCCCGACCAGAGCCCGGGGGCCCGGCGAGGCCACAGAUCACAGUGGUCAAGACGAUAUGAAUAAUUACAUCAGUCAGUACUACAGUGAGCCCAGCAGCGACAUGGGCGUCCCAGACCCGGCCGCCAGAGUCAUCACCACAGCGGCCAUCGACGUGCACCUGCCCACCAACCCCAGCCAGCUGCCCUCCACCCUGGUGAGCGCAGAGGCCAUGAGCUCAGGACGUCUCCACCCGACAGAGAGCUCCGUCAGCGAGGCCUCCAGCAUCGACUGCAGCUCCACCGUGAGAGAGGCCUCCACCUCCACAGACUACCCCCCGCCCUACAGCAGCCCUCUGGUCAGGGGCAGUCCCAGUGCCGUGGUGCAGGAACUGCUCUCCUCCCUGUCUGAACACUCCUGUUUAACUCAGAAAGGUUUAGAUCCCGUCAACCUCAAACCUCCCAGUCCGACAGGGUCCACGAAAAGCAGCCCUGAAAUGGAACACAGGCUCAACAUCUACAACAAGAACCAGGAGAGGGCACUGCACGGGAAAGCGCUCAUCCAAGUGCAGAGCAACGAGCCGCUAGUCGACGAGAAGCAUAGACUCAUGGAGCCGGUGCAGGUCUCGCUCAAACGCCUCUCCAAGACAUAACACACACUCGCAUACAUAACACACACGGAGCCGCUGGAGUCUCCGGGAGCUGUACUCUCCUCUGACGGCUCAAACCACUCACCUCUUUCAGGCUACUCUUCAGGAACAGACAUUAACCAAAACUCUGGAGGCUUCAGAGCAGACUCCAUGUGAUCCUGCUGAAACACAUGGCUCGUUUGAUACCCUUUGUAACAGUUUAGAUGCAGAUUUUACUAAUGAGCUCUUUGUAACUUAAACAUUUGUGUUGAUUUGACGGAAUUUUGUGGAAAAAUCUUUUAUUUGGUUUAAAUCGCUGUGUUGGUGCCAUAAGGGGGAUAACGAUGCUACAAACUACCUACCUGUAAAAUGAGCCAUACGAGUCUCCACCUGCUGUUUAGCUGUAGAUAUAAAACCAUCGUUACAGACAAAACUAAAUGACUUAGGAGCUGCUGCUGACGACCAACUUAAUUUGUUCAAAAUAUUUCAAACUUAUCUUGUUUAUUCUAACAUGUUCCCAUGCUCACUAAAAAUAAGACUGUACAGGGAUUUAAUACGCAUAUGAAUAAAAGAUCAAAUUAAUGAGUCAG